Messenger RNA from Aspergillus bombycis, 651 nucleotides. Its product is annotated as DNA polymerase epsilon catalytic subunit A. The record is from RefSeq and is a predicted model, not a curated record. Gene Ontology annotation, cellular component: epsilon DNA polymerase complex. Gene Ontology annotation, biological process: mitotic cell cycle; DNA replication; DNA replication proofreading. Gene Ontology annotation, molecular function: single-stranded DNA 3'-5' DNA exonuclease activity; DNA binding; DNA-directed DNA polymerase activity. The transcript has a single exon. Bases 1 to 651 code for a protein of 216 amino acids. NCBI's taxonomy places the organism in Eukaryota, Fungi, Ascomycota, Eurotiomycetes, Eurotiales, Aspergillaceae.
AUGCUACACCCCGAGCUUGCAUCUGACUACCUUUUCCCCGUCCUUCCCGGGGUGUUGUCGGACCCCAACGAAGAGAAGCGCAAUCCCGUAUUAGAAUUGGUCAAAAUGUUGAUGCAGGUCCUUAGUCUCUCCAAGACGACAAGUUUGGAGAACCGACUUCUACGUCGCGAGCUACUGGCCAUGUUUGAGGUGCGAGAGUUCAGCAAAGAGGGUCGAUUUGAGAAUCCGGCUGCCAGUCUGAAACUUCCCGAGCUUACCUGCAGCGCUUGCUGCUUGAUUCGAGAUCUGGACCUGUGCCGCGAUGAAGAUGUCCUCCCGGAUCCCGGAUCUGACCCAAGCAAGGCCGUGACAAAGCCCUGGCGCUGUCCUUUCUGCCAAACUGAAUAUGAUCGACUGGCUCAGGAAGAGAUCCUUAUCGGCCAGGUCCAUGGAUUGAUCGUUGGCUGGCAGACACAGGAUUUGAAAUGCUCCAAAUGUGGAGGGUUGAAGGUCAGCGAGUUCAUGGAGCAUUGCUCGUGCAGUGGCAAAUGGGUGGAAACCAUGGAUCGUGCAGAAGCGGAAAAGAAACUGCGCGUCCUCAACAGUGUCGCGAAGUUCCAUGGGCUUAAGCUCUUGGAGAAUGUGGUAGAAGGAGUCCUAGAACAGAUAUGA